This is a messenger RNA of Kogia breviceps (pygmy sperm whale), 4929 nucleotides long. NCBI's taxonomy places the organism in Eukaryota, Metazoa, Chordata, Mammalia, Artiodactyla, Physeteridae. The record is from RefSeq and is a predicted model, not a curated record.
AUGAUGCUGCACCGGCCCGAGGUGUGCAUGCGUUCUCCAGGGGAAGCUGUGUCUGGAUCCCGGGACCCUGGCAUGUGCAGGGAGGACUCUGUGGGAGAUAUCGUGUUUCUGGUGGACACCAGCAACAACCCACAGAACACUCACAGCGUGCGGAGCUUCUUGUACACUGUGGUCAACGGCGUCAAUGUCGGCGGAGAGGCGAUCUGCGUGGGGCUGGCCCGGUACAGUGGCCAGCCCCAAUCCGAGUUCCUCCUUUCCACCUACCAUUGGAAAGGCGAAGUGCUGAGACACAUCCAAAGGUUUCCAUUUAUGCCGGGGGGCCACAAGAUGGGGCUGGCCCUGCAGUUCCUCCUAGAUCACCACUUCCAGGAAACAGCGGGGAGCAGGGCAAGCCAGGGUGUACCUCAGGUCGCCGUGGUGAUCAGCAGCAGCCCAGCAGAGGACCACAUGCAAGAGCCCGCAGACACCUUUAGGAGGGCGGGCAUCCUCCUCUAUGCCGUGGGCGUCGGGGAUGCGGUUUCAGCAGACCUCAAGGAGAUUUUGAGCAGUCCUGUGGAGAAGUUCGUUGCCUUUGUUCCCAACUUCUCUGGUUUGGGCAGUUUCGCUCUGAAGCUACGCCAGGAGCUCUGUGAUACGUUGGCAAAGGCAGCUCCACCUGUUGACCACGUCUCUCCAGCUUGCAGAGAAGCAGUCCUGGCUGACAUUGUCUUCCUAGUAGACAGCUCAACCAGCAUAGGACCCCAGAACUUCCAGAAAGUGAAGAAUUUCCUUCACUCUGUCAACUUGGGGCUGGACAUCAGCAGUGACCAGGUCCGAGUGGGACUCGCACAGUAUAAUGACAACAUCUACCCAGCCUUUUGGCUGAACCAGCACCCUCUGAAGAGUGUGAUCCUGGAGCAUGUCUGGAAUCUGCCCUACCAUCCAGGAGGCACGAACACAGGGAGUGCCCUGGAGUUCAUCAGGAUCAACUACUUGACUGAGGUAGCUGGCAGCCGGGCUAAGGAUGGGGUCCCCCAGGUAGUUAUCCUAGUGACAGAUGGGGAGUCAAAUGAUGAAGUCCAGGAGGCAGCUGACAGGUUGAAACAAGAUGGGGUUGUGGUGUACGUGGUAGGGGUCAACAUCCAGAAUGUCCAGGAGUUGCAAACAAUAGCCAGUGAGCCAUUGGAGAAGUUUCUCUUCAACACUGAGAACUUCAACAUCCUGCAGGAUUUCUCAGGGAGCAUUCUCCAGACUCUGUGCUUGGCCGUGGAGGGCAAGAUCAAAGAUUCUGUCCAGCAUUAUGCAGAUGUGGUCUUUCUUGCUGACACCUCACAGAACACAUCAUGGACCAGUUUCCAGUGGAUGCAGACUUUCAUCUCCAGAGUGGUUGGCAUGCUGGAUGUUGGCAGAGACAAGCACCAGAUUGGGCUGGCUCAAUACGGUGGUCAAGGUCACACUGAAGUUUUGUUCAACACUUACCAAACCCAGGAUGAGAUGAUGACUCACAUCCAUGAACACUUUGUACUUUGGGGAGGCUCCAGGAGGACAGGCCAAGCUCUACAAUACCUUUAUCAAACCUUCUUCCAGGAGGCAGCGGGAAGCCGGGUUCUCCAGGACAUUCCCCAGUAUGCAGUGGUCAUUACCUCAGGCAAAUCUGAGGAUGAGGUCCAUGAGGCUGCAGAGACACUGAGGGAGAAAGGCGUGAAAGUCAUGACUGUGGGUGUUCAAGACUCUGACAAGAGAGAACUACAGGGGAUGGGCACCCCAUCCCUUGUAUAUGAGAUGCAAGGACAAGACAGGGUCAGACAGGUGAUGCAGGAUGUCAUGGGACUAACUGCUAUCCUGGCUGACUUGGUGUUCCUCAUUGAGGAAUUUAGCAGGGCUCAGCAAUCGAAUUUCCAACACGUUGUCAAUUUCUUAAAGACCACCGUCAGCUCUCUAAGUAUUCAUCCAGAUGUUGUGCAAGUUGGCUUGGUCUUUUACAGUGAGGAACCACGACUUGAGUUUUCUCUGGAUACAUUUCGGAAUCCAGCCAAGAUCUUGGAGCAUCUGGACAAAUUAACCUACAGGAGAAGAGGAGAAAGGACCAAGACUGGUGCUGCUUUGGAUUUCCUAAGGAAUGAGGUUUUCAUUCAGGAGAAGGGCAGUCGGUUCCAGCAAGGUGUGCAGCAGGUAGGCGUGGUCAUCAUGGAAGGCUUCUCCCAGGACAAUGUGUCCAGACCGGCUUCCCUCCUCCACAGGACGGGGGUGACUGUCUACACAGUGGGUACCCAGCUCACUUUGGAGAGCAUGGACCUGGAGAAGAUAGCAUCAUAUCCUCCUUGGAAGCAUGUCAUCUCCCUGGAAUCUUUUUUGCAACUCUCUGUUGUGGGAGGCAAGAUUAAGAACCAGCUUUGUCCUGAGAUUACGGGCAAAAGGAAUCCACAGCCUUGCUACGCACCAUCUCACACGCUGUUCUGAUGGCUUGCUGCUUCUUCUUCCUACCUAGGCUGUGUGCACAUCGAGAAGGCAGACCUUUACUUCCUUAUUGAUGGGUCUGACAGCAUCCACCAAGACGAUUUUCUUGAAAUGAGUGUUAUGUAUGAGGUGAUAAAGAUGUUCCAUAUCGGGCCCGACAGAGUACAGUUUGGAGUCUUUCAGUACUCAGACGAAAUCAGUAGUCAAUUUACCCUCAGCCAGCAUACCAGCAUGGCAUGGCUGAAGGUGGCCAUUGAUGGCAUCCAGCAGAAUGGAGGUGGCACCAUGACAGGUCGUAUUGGAGUCAGAGAUGCUAAUACUACUGAGCUUCAGGAGAUAGCUGAAGACAGGAUGUUUCUCGUGAAUGAUUCUGAUUCCUUGAAGGCCAUCCAACAAGAAGUGGUACAGGAUAUCUGCUCCUUGGAGACCUGUAAGAAUAGGAAAGCUGACAUUAUCUUCCUGAUGGAUGGUUCAGAAUCCAUCUCCCUGAAAGACUUUGAAAAGAUGAAGGGAUUCAUGAAGCGAAUGGUCAACGAAUCUAAUAUCGGUGCUGAUGAAAUUCAGAUUGCCUUCUGAACUCUUCUGCAGUUCAGCUCAAACCCCCAGGAAGAAUUCAGGCUCAACCGAUACUCCUCAAAGGUGGACAUUCACAGAGCCAUCUCGGACGUUAAGCAAAUCGAUGAUGACACCCACACUGGGAAAGCCCUGAACUUCACUCUGCCUUUUUUUGGUAGUUCAAGAGGAGGGAGGCCCAGUGUCCAUCAGUAUUUGAUUGUGAUCACCGAUGGGGUCGCCCGGGACAAUGUAGCCAUACCAGCCAAGGCCCUUAGGGACAGAAACAUAAUUAUUUUUGCCAUUGGGGUAGGAGAAGCCAAACACUCUCAGCUUUUGGAGAUCACUAAUGACCAGAGCAAAGUGUACUAUGAAGAAAAGUUUGAGUCCCUGCAAAACCUGGAGAAGAAAAUUCUUUACCAGGUCUGCAUUCCACAGGGUAAAUGCAACGUAGAUUUUUCUGUAGGAAUUGAUCUCUCCACUCCCAUGAGGCAGGUUCAGCAGAGGCUUCAAGGGUUACUGCCAGAGCUGAUACAGGAGCUGGCCAUGCUUUCCAAUAUCACCUGUGGUGUCCCUGGUCAGACCAACGUGAUGCUCCGCUACCUGGUUCCCGGCUCAAAGGGCCAGCUUAUCUUUGGCUCAGGUUUUGAAAAGUACAGUGAUGAGACCAUUCAGAAGUUCUUGAUUCAUCAGGCUGCCAGUAGCAACCAUAUGGAUGUGGAUUUUUUGCAGUCCCUAGGAGACAGUGCUAUCCAUCUCUUUUCUGCCAAAGUGAAGGUCGUUUUAGUGUUUACAGAUGGACUGGAUAAUGAUUUAGGGAGACUGAAGGAAAUAUCCGAGCUUCUCCGCAGCAAAGGAUUCUCCAGACUCCUGACUGUUGUCCUGGAGGGUGUCCCUAAAUUAGAGGAGCUCCAGGAGCUAGCAUUUGGCAGAGGAUUUGCAUACACUCAGCCUCUGAGCAUCACACAGUGAUCUCUUCCGAGCAUCUUACUGAAGCAACUUGACACAAUUGUAGAAGGAAGAUGCUGCAAUAUGUAUGCAAAGUGCUUUGGAGAAUACGGGCACAGAGGUGAUGGUGGGAGCCCCGGGAGGAAGCCUACCUGGGAUGAUUGCCAGCAGCUUCUGCAGACUCUCCUCACCACUGAGGAAAGACAAAGAGUCCUCUUAGAAGCUAGGAAAAAUGUUUUAGGCACAAACGGGCAGCCCACCCAGCUGCCUAAUGAGAUUGACGCUGGCUUCCCUCUUGUCAGACCGAACUGGGAUUUUAACACUCCUGAAGAGCGGCUAAUGGAAGCCUUCCGGCGGUUUACUCCCUAUGACCCCACUUCUGAGGAACACAAGGCCACCAUAGCUAUGGCUUUUAUUGACCAGGCGGCCCCUGAUAUCAGAAAGAAGUUACAGAGACUAGAUGCCACCGGGCUGAACCCUGCUACACUGUUACCGGACCCUGACAUAGAAGGCACCACCAUCAUUCAUGACUGUCAAGAGGUGCUAGCGGCAGCGCACGGAACCAGACCAGACCUGACAGACCAGCCCCUCCCGGACGCUACCCUUACCUGGUUUACGGAUGGGAGCAGCUUCCUAGAAGAAGGUAAGCGACGGGCGGGGGCUGCAGUGGUAGACGGGAAAGAAAUUAUAUGGGCUGCCGCGCUGCCGCAGGGAACCUCCGCUCAGCGGGCUGAACUAAUAGCCAUGACUAAAGCUUUGGAGUUGGCUGAAAAUAAAAAGGUUAACAUCUAUACGGACAAAGCCCAUCCCUUCCAAGUCGGGGACUCCGUAUACGUCCGUCGGCACCGGACCCAGACCCUAGAACCCCGUUGGAAGGGCCCCUACAUCGUGCUGCUCACCACUCCAACUGCAGUCAAGGUAGAUGGCAUAGCCGCCUGGAUCCACGCCUCGCACGUUAAGGCGGCCCCAACAUCCACCGGAGGUUUUCCAUGA